UUUGGCAACAACAGCGGCAACAAUACCAGCAGCAGCAGCAGCAGCAACAACAACAACAGCAACACAUCCAGCAGCAACAGCAACUCCAACAGCAGCAACAACAACUACAGCAGCAACAGCAACAACAACAACCGCAACUGACGGUCGUUUCGUCACCGUCGCCGCAACCUCAGACGGCGCCACCGCCGUCCGCGCUACAACAGCAAGUGAACCAUGACCUGCAGCAGCAGCAAGUGCAGCCGUCGUCCAUCGCGGCGGCGGUCGUCGGACAACAACAGCAGACGCCGAACAGUGUGCAGGUGACGCCCGACGAGGCGAUCGCCAUGGUCGCUCAACGUGUCGCGCAACACCAACAGCGACAGCAGCAACAGCAGGCCGCGCAAAACGUCGACAUGGCCGACGAAACGGACGUGGUCGUCGGACAGCCGUCUCCGGCCGCCAUCCGCGCGGCCGUCCAGCAGCAGCAGCAGCAGGACUCAUCGGCGGCCGCUGUCGCGGCCGCGCUGACCGGACAGCCGACGGCCGCCGGCGAUUCGGCCGUGUCCGUCGUCAUCAAUCAGAACAAUUCGCUAGUGUUGAGCGAUCCGAAAAUGAUGACCGAAAAAUUGGUCAGUGAACUACAGGUGAGUCAAAUGUUGUUUCAAUUAUUUCACGUAGGUCCGUCGAAAACGUUUUACGCAACUAAUAUAAAUAAAAAAAUAAAUAAAUAAAGCUCGUUUUAUUUUUUCGUUUUUUUUUUUUUUUCCAUUCCGUAUUAUACUAACAGCGUAAUAUUAUUACGUCGGCAAGUGUGUUACCGGAUUUUUUUUUUUUUUUUUAUCGAUAAAUGUCUUUUUGAAUAUUAAACGCAGUGUAGUUUGGAAAUUGAAAACAUAAAAUAUUAUAAUGACCGACACGAUCGCCGAAAAACCGUAUCGUUUCAUACGUGUAAAAAUAAAUAAAUAAUUUUUAUUUUAUUUUAUAAUUAUUAGAUUAGUUUUUUUUUUUUUUUUUAUAACAAUAUAAAGUAAUUAGUAUUUUUCGCGAAAUAAUUAUAAAAAUAAAAUCGCAGUGAAAAUAAACUAAAAGCGAAAUAAUAAUCGCGUAUAGGAAAUUUAAAAUUUAACUAAUUCCGUAAUUAUCUUCAAAAUUAUAUUAGGUAUUUUUUUUAGUCAUUUUUAUAUUUAAAUAUUUUAAUUUUAACUUCGAAAUAAAUGGUUAUUAAUCAAAAUAUUACAAAAAAAACAAAAUUACUCUUAACUAAAACCCGCGGUUUAGUUCAAAGCUGAAAUUUCUAUUUAUUUAAAACAAAAAAAAAAAAAAUAAAAAAUAAAUAUUUUUAUUAUUAUUCCCGCGACCGUCGCGCGUAGACAUUUGUUUUCAAAAAAAAUAUUAUUUUUAAGCGAAAAGAAUUUGCGCACGUGCCCCGCGCAACGAAAUAUCUUUGAAAAAAAAUAUAUAAUUAUUUUUAAAGUAUCAGAAUAAUUAUUAUUAUUAUUAUUCCGAGGUGAAAAAAUACAAAAAAAAAAAAAUAAUAAUAAUAAGAAAAAAUAAAUGUUCAAAUAACGCGUUGAAAUAAUAUUAAUACGAAAUGAAAAAAUCCACGCAGAUUGUUGGCGCGAUAUCAAAUAGAAUAAACCAAGCCGCGAUGAUGCGGGGGCCGGUAAAAAAAAUAUUAUAAUACAAAUAUUAGCCAAAAAAGUAGUGGGCAACUCGCGUGUAAAAACCGAUGAUAUUGACAAAAAUCGUCUCAUUUCACAUACGUUCCGUUCGUUUUUUUGUUUCUCGCACAAUUUUUCGAUAUUACCGAAAUCGUUAAUUUUUUCGCUGUAGUAAAACAUAAAAUAAAAUCGGUUCAUUUUUUUUAUUCGACGUCAACUCUAUACAAUCGUUAAAAAAUAAAUCGUCAAUCGUAACUGCAACAAUCUUUUGACUCUGGGCUAUCUAAUCGUAUUGAACUUAAGUUGUCUAUCCGAUUUUUCCGGGAGGGAGGAGGGGGGGGGUCUACGAUGAGACGACGCGUAUAUCCAACGCGCGUUUUUCGACGGCCGAUUUUAUCGCGACGUUCUCGAAUAACAAUACCCCCUCGGUAAUACUGUCGCGAAUUUCCAUUGCCGAAAGAAAAUGUCAGAUAAAAAAAGAACCAAAAAAAAAACAAUCCGUAACGGAAAAUAACUACGAAAACGUUAAAAUAUCCCGUUUUCAAUAGCUUAAAUUCAAACGAGAGACAACGAAAAUUCGAUUUGCACAAUGACAACUGUCGGUAUUUUUUUUUAUGAUUUUUUUUUUUUUUGUCUUGUUAAAUGCAUAUAAUACAAAACACGGUGUUAUAGAAAACGUAAUCAACUUAAAUACAAACCGAGAUGAACAUUUUUCGCAAAAUCUCGGAAAAACCGCGCAAAACAAUACAGUACCUAAUAAUAACGCGUGAGCUAAUCGUAAUCUAUUUUGUUUUUUUAUUUUAGUUUUACUGAGAGUUUAAAACGUCGUUAAAUCGAGUAGGUUUUUUUUUUUUAUGCUUACUUACGCGCUAAAAUACGUUGUCCACUCCGAAACCGAAUAAAACCGUGAACAAACAAAAAAAAAAACAAAUAAAAAUAAUAAAACUAAAAAACAACAACAAAAAAAAAAAGAAAAAACGAUAAAAACUGUAGAAAAACAACAACCGUAGACCGAAAACGAAUUUACAUUGUGUUACAUUUUUAACGAUAUCGCGGCCGAAUUGUGAAAUCGAAGCGUACGACUGGACGCGAUGUCCGCGGCCUCCAAUAUGUGUCGCGGUCAUUGUCGCGGCCCCGUAAACAGCCGCGCGGGGUAGUUUUUUCGUUGUCCGCCCGGUCGUCCGGCGAAAACCGGUCGGCCGACGAGCACGGGCUACCGUGGGGGCUCGCCGGGCGCGCAACCGGAUGGUCGCCGCGACGUGUUGCGCAACGCGCGCGACCCCUAUUAACAUUACAAUACGCCGCGACGGGGGGAUUUCGAAACGCGGGCAUCCCUUUUCAGCCCCCCCUCCACCCCUCCCAACCACUCACCAGCGAUUUCGGGGUGCCGACCGCCGUCCGUACCGUCGGCCGCGGCGGACCGACGAGCCGGUCUUUUUGUCUCCCCGCUCGCGGUUUCGACACGAUACUUAAUGCGUUCACGGAACGACUCGGCGUCACGUCCGAAUGUACCGCGACCGUGUAGGCACGUUGGCGAUACGGGAUAAUAACCGCGGCGGAUUUUUUUUUUUAUUAUUUUAUUAUUAUUAUUUCCGUUUCUAUCGGCGACGCGAUCGAAUACGGAAUUUAAUUUUUUUUUUUGUUUUUCUAAAAUCGCGCAAAUUUCGCACUACGUAAAAAUAGGCGUAACUUUACCGCGGACGGGGUGGUGGCGGGGCUACUAUGAGACUAUGCGCGGGGGAGGGGCGGAGGAGACGGAGGGCGGGCUAGCGCGGAGGGGGGGACGCGCGAGCGGUUCGAGGACGGACGGGACGGCGAAAAGGAACGGCCGAGGACCUGCGCGUGACGCGCGACCGUUUGAAAACCGUGCGGCCCGCAGUGGCGCGCUCUUUAUCGUUCCGCGGCGCGCCGACUUUACCGCCGCCGGACGCCGGCACCGUGCCGUAGUGGCCACGUGAACGCAACUCGAGUCGCAACCCCUUUGACCGACGCGGGCCCGAAAAACACACGCGCGCGCCUCUCCGGCUAUUGCGCUUCCCGAACGGCUGUUUAUACACGAGGUCUCGGGGUCGCCGUGAUAAUUCGAAAGGCCCCGGGGUAAAGCGAUAAUACAGUGGACCGUCGCUUAUUAUUUAUUUAUUUUUUUUUUUCUAAAAUUUAAAUUAAGUAAAUUUUUUUUUUUUUUAUCCAAACUCGUUCGAAAUAAAAAUCGUAGAACAAUAAAAUGUCCGGAACGUCGCAGACUAUAUGAUAUUAUCGUUUUUCCCCGCAGCCCUUCAUUUGUACGCGGCGACGGACGAGAGUCGGACGCAAAUAUCAUAAUAACAUUUUACAGUUGGUCGCGACUUUUGACGCAAAACCGCUAAAAAACAAAACUGAGAAACCGAAAGGUUCGAUGUAUUAAAAAAAUAAAACAGAGCGCCGUACUGGUGCAGAAAACGAUUUAUAGGGUCCUGGGGAGGAGGAGGAGGCAACAACGGGAACAACAGUAUGUGUAAAUUCUACAAUUUGCUACAAAAUUGUAUACAUUUUAAUGUUUACGUUGUUCCUACUGUCAAAUACCGGGCUAACAGACAAACGAAACCGCAACAAUCGGUUGUAUUAACACGUCGAGCGUCAUCAUCACGGGUCCCGAAUGUGUCGGUCUCGCUUGUUUUUGACCAAAGCGCCGAGGGGGUUAUUUUUGCCAUUGGUCGCUAUUAUAAUAAUUUCGGAGGGACAAAAAAGAUCCAAAUGAUUUGAGAUUUAAAACAAUUGAUAACGAGAGAAUAAGUAAACAACUCAAUGCGUCGCCAUAUACGAAUACCAAAACGAAACGUGCGCGGCAUAAAUGGGUAUUCGGUAUACCGGUAAGAAACAGACCGAGAUAGACGGGUGGGUGGGUGGGUGUAUGCAAAACACUUAAUCAUAUUAUAUGCUAACAGAAAUAAGGUGAAGCGCAGGAAUAUCUAGUGGCUUUAUUUAUAGCCCCCGAUUCUUCUGGGCUCGGGUUGUAUUAGGUUAAUUUCAAUUUUAUCGAAACUGUUUCGUGGAAGGAAAAACUUCACGCCGCCGCUAGCGGCAGCACUGUAGUACUGUUUACGGAAUCCUUUUUUUUUUCGAGAUUUCGAUAAAGUUCAAUACCGAGUCUCGUUGUAAAACAAAGUGGCUUUAUAUCGAAAACCCCUCGGCGCUCGACGUGUUAAUUUAAAAGUUCCCCCGGACUAUUCUUUUGGAGAGUUGCGAAACCAGACGUUUUUACACCCAGUAUUAAAAUACCGUACACGCCUUAUGCGGUGUUUCCCGGCCGCACCUCCUCCAGACCUUAACAAUCAUAAAACGCGAAACUGUUUCUUUCCGAGUCCCGUGUGAAACUGACAAAUACAAACCUAAUCCAUCGGUAAAUACACUUAACAAAAAUACGCGAACACGCAUCCGUGAAUACUUUACGCGCGGUUCUCCCCUUCCCAGAGCAGUACCGCGCGUUGUACCGUUUACAACGCUCGCGCUCUAUAAAAACACAACUGUCCGGUACCCGAUAAAACGGGAAUUCCCGAUAUUGUCACCGUAUAUUACGUAAUGUCGGUUAUACGCUGCGGUUUCCGGUCCGGUCAGACCGACCGAAUCGAACCGUACACCGAGUACCCACAGAGGUACCUCUCCGUAGAUCCGUUAAGUUAAAACGGUUUGACCACUGCCGACUGACAAAACGAUAAAAAAAAAAAAAAGAUAAAUUUAACGUUGUAAUAAUUGUUGUUGACAGCUGACACAGGCGUUUUACUGUUACUCAUAUGAUAUUGACGUUUUACUAAUGUUAUAAUAUACACGUUGUUUUUGUUUGAUUUUAACCGUUGAAAAAAAAAAAAAAAAGAAAUACAUUUCGUGUAUUUAUGUUAUGUUAACGCCGCUUUGUUGUGGAUUCACCGUGUGCAGAACCGAUCGAUAUCAGACCGCACUCUCGAGGAAUGCUGGUCCACACUCCAGCGGGUCAGCUGGAACGUCUUUCGUUCAGUACGCUAUUUUUUAUAA
Cinara cedri is the source of this 5648-nucleotide messenger RNA. The record is from the annotation of a GenBank genome assembly. Lineage: Eukaryota; Metazoa; Arthropoda; Insecta; Hemiptera; Aphididae.